Oryzias latipes (Japanese medaka) is the source of this 8027-nucleotide messenger RNA. RefSeq names its product hypermethylated in cancer 2 (gene hic2). Gene Ontology annotation, molecular function: DNA-binding transcription factor activity, RNA polymerase II-specific; protein binding. The record is from RefSeq and is a predicted model, not a curated record. Gene Ontology annotation, cellular component: nucleus. Gene Ontology annotation, biological process: regulation of transcription by RNA polymerase II. NCBI's taxonomy places the organism in Eukaryota, Metazoa, Chordata, Actinopteri, Beloniformes, Adrianichthyidae.
UGGGUCAGACAGGAAAAACAGAUGUGUGGAAUGUAGACGCUUAUUGGUGAAUGAUGCUCUCCUGUCCUAUCUCCAUAAAUAAGCACCUCUUUGGCUCAAAGACAAGGGCGGCCACACCCUCCCCCUCCUUCUGUUCGUGGCCCUGUGUAGUUUUACCUGCUCAGGUGUCAUGUAAUCCCUCCCCCAGCCCUGCUUUGCCACCGACCCCCCACCCUUAGACAAUGGGGCUGGUCUGACAUUACCAUGACCUAAUGCAGACUUGAGUAGCCACCUUUCCAAGGCGGGCACCCCACUGAAACUAAAGUUACUGUGGUGAAGAUGGGAUGAGAAAGCCAGAAGAGGCACAUAAGAAAAGGAGUUACACUAUCCGUGCUUCCUUUCCACCUCUGUGGCUUUUGUGCCAGAACAGGAGCAAUGAACACAACCAGAACUUGACCCAUCUUUAGGUGGUGCUUGUGCAGGAAGAGAGAGAGAAGGCAAGAAGGAAGGAGGAAAUGGAACUGCCAAACCAUGCCAAACAACUGCUGCUGCAACUCAACCAGCAGAGAGCCAAGGGCUUCCUGUGUGAUGUUAUCAUUGUGGUGGAGAAUGCACUCUUCCGUGCCCACAAGAACAUCUUGGCGGCAAGCAGCAUCUACUUCAAAUCUCUGGUCCUCCACGAUAACCUCAUUAACCUUGACACAGAGAUGGUCAAUCCCUCUGUAUUUAGGCAAGUUCUGGACUUUAUCUACACUGGAAAACUCCUGUCCUCAUCAGACCAGAGUAGUGAUCAGAAUUUCAGUGCCCUCUUGACUGCAGCCAGCUACCUCCAGCUCCAUGAUCUUGCAGCUCUGUGCAGGAAGAAGCUUAAGCGUAGUGGUGGAAAACCUUUGCCAGGAAAGCCCUCCACUCCAGGUCCUAUUAGCCGCUUACGCCUCAAUAACCAACGCCUUUCCUCUUCUACCCCUGCUGGCCCAAAUAACCACUAUCCCUCAACGCCUUCGGAUGCCGACCAGCAGCAGCCAGAUGAAGGCCUUCGGGACAAGCUCUCAGAUGAUGAGAUGUUUGUUGGGAAUUCUGGAAAAAAUGGGGGCAAUGGCAGCAGUAAUGGUAAUCUUAGCAGUGGAGCAAGUGCUGGAGAGCCAGAUCUUGGACUAGACCUUUCCAAGAAGAGCCCUCACUCUGCAGGAACAGCUACUGAUGCCCUCAGCCCUCAUAGCAACUCCCAAGAAUCCCCUCAAUCUGCCUCAGUGUCCACAACCAACAGUGCCUCACUGGAUGACUCCUCAACCACCCUACCAGGUGUAGACACAUGCACCUCAGAGAACAUGGACCAUUCCUCCUCUAAAACCUCAGAGGAGCCUCUAAACCAAUCUGAUGGCCCACCGCCCAGCAAAAAAACAAGGCAGGGUGCCCGCAAGAAUGAAUGGCCUAAGAAGGAAGUAUCAGGGUUGAAAUCUGAAGAUCACGACCGGCCCCUUGUCAAUGGGGUGAUUGUAGGUCCUAAAGACGGCCGGUCCUCCACCAUUGGAGGAGGGAACGGUAGCAGCUUUACUACAGACCAAUCCUUCCAGUGUAAAGAUGAUGAAGAAGUGGGAGAGAAUGGCCAGGACCACAGUGAAGAAAGUGGACAAAGUGAUGGAGAGAGUGCAGGAGGCAGAGGAGGAGCAGGAGGGGGACACCAAAGCGCAAACUAUGUGUAUCGACAAGAAGGCUUUGAGCCAGCAUUCGGGGACAACCUCUAUGUGUGCAUUCCCUGUGGUAAGGGCUUUCCCAGUUCAGAGCAGCUAAAUGCUCAUGUGGAGACGCACACAGAGGAUGAGCUAUAUAUCAAAGAAGAAGGGGGAACCUUUGUGAAAGAGGAAGAUGAGGAGGAAGCAGAGGACCUCUCCGCACCUGUUGGUCCCUCCAGCUUUGGCUCUGAAACUCGUCCAUUCAAGUGUACAGUCUGCAGCAAAAGCUAUAAAGACCCUGCAACGCUGAGGCAACAUGAAAAAAGCCACUGGCUAACCAGGCCCUUCCCCUGCAACAUCUGCGGAAAAAUGUUCACUCAGAGGGGAACCAUGACACGCCACAUGCGCAGUCACCUAGGCCUCAAGCCCUUCGCAUGCGAGGAGUGUGGCAUGCGCUUCACACGCCAGUACCGCCUGACGGAGCACAUGCGCGUUCACUCUGGGGAGAAGCCGUAUGAAUGCCAGCUAUGUGGUGGGAAGUUUACCCAGCAGCGCAACCUCAUCAGUCACCUGAGAAUGCACACCUCACCCUCUUAGAAAUGCAUAAAGCCAAAGAACUCUGGGAAUAGAAAACAAAGGAAACAUUUCUCUACCUUUUUCCAUCUCAAAAACAAAGAAAUGCACACAUUCACAGGCAGACAUGCAUAGUUCUACAUAUUAAUUCCAGUUUAGGACGCCCUGGCUGAGUGAAUGAUGUAGCCACUGGUCACAGUGCUCUCUUGUUGAUGGUGAGAUCUUGUUAUAAUGCAAGGAUGAAGUCAUCAUUUCUGUUAAAUGACGUCUGCUCGCCUCUCAGGAGUUCUCGUGGGACGAUUCAACGUCGUCUCUCUCCAAAGUCACAAAGCCAUGGUGGAGUGGCAUGACUUCUGGUCUGUUAAAUGUGAAUGUGGGUACUGAUAUGUAACCCUCCCCCCCCUACUUUACCUCAUACCCCUCAGCAGCCUUUCACUUUUUGUUCUUUUUGUUUUUCCAUUUGGUCCUCAAACAGAUUGACUCCCACCUGUACACCAGAGCUAUUUUGACCAAAAACCACAAACCAAACAGCGCUGGCAAUAAUUAAGCUUUUUGUUUCUCUUUUUAAACCUUGACAGCUUUAUAUCCAUUGUUUAGUUGGUGGUCAAUAUCUGUUUGGAAGAAGAGGGGUACCUGAGUUUGGGACCAUCUCCAUGCUUUAAUUAAAAACUUAUUUGUAAAAAAAAAAAAAGGGUUCUCAUGGAAAGACACGUUUGUUUUAACAAAUGGCAAAUACCCAAAACCCUUUACUGUUGUUUGAGUUGAUGUAGAGGGGAUUUUUUUUAUGGUUUCGCCUGUUGGCGCCCCCCAGGAAUGAACCCUGGCUGCAAAGAUGAACCCUUUUGAGGUACUAGUUUUACCUCAAGAGCUUGUCAUGUUUUCAGUGAAUGUCUAAACUGGAAGUUUCUGGGAUUUUUCUUGUGAUGGGGGGAGGGAAGCUGGUUUGGUUUAAUGGGGGUUAAGAGGAGAUGAUUUAGACUGGAUAAAAUGUUGAGUGGGUACGUUUAUUUUUUAUUUUUUUCUGUAUAGCUUUCCUCCCCUUGGAAAAAAAAAGAGAAGUCUAUUUACAUAGGCUCGUGACCUCGCUACCUCUGAUUACUCUUAUGAAUUCUGUUGAUUAGUUCAAAGUUUCUAUGUAAUUAAUUGUAAAAAGUGUAGAUUAUGGUAACUUUACACCUUAUGCUUUAACCUGCCCAUCUCUCAACACAGGUUUUUGAUGCUCAUAGAUUUAACACCUUAAUAUUGUUUUUAGCUGUUGUACUUGUCAGAAAUAGCUUUCGAGGGGUCCUGGGUACUGUGGCCCCACUUCACGUACUGUAGCAUCCUGCCAGGAGCAAAUAGUGGGUAGUUUGUUAGUUUAGAUUUAUAGUGUUCCAAAGAUCUUAUGAAUGUUGAGAACAGAGCUAACAAACAAGCAUUGCUGGACAAGUUCAUAACCAAAGUUUUUAAAAAGAUGUACUUAAGAUAUAUAGCAUACUAAAUUAUUUCUCUUUUCUUUUGCUGUACAAAACAAAUUAUGAAUUAUAUACUAAAUGCAAGCAAAGAAAUCCACUUUCUUGAGGGAGUUUUGGCCAAUGACUUCCAAGACCGAAAAGUGGUUUUGUGCUUUGCAAGGAAAGCUUGUGCUGAUUGGUGGGCGGUUAUAAUGUAAACUUUACCACUUAAAACUGGUGAAGUGCAAACACAUGUUCCUUGAGCAUGUUUUUCUUACUUCUUUAUGUUUGUAUCCAGAGUCCUUAUCACUUUAUAUUUCCUGAUUUUUAAAAACAGGACUUGACAACAUUUUAUGUUCAGUUCAGACCAAAAAAAAGAGAAAAUAUAAUCAUAAUUUUUUUUAAUGUGAAGUUCAAGAUGCCUGUAGGUUUUUUUUUUCCCUUUUGAGCCAGAUUUGUGAAAACUUGUAAUAAGAAGGGAGAAGCAGAGAUGCACUGGACAGCCAGACAACAUGUUGGUCUCCUACAAGAUCCUUUUGAAUAUAUUCCGUUGUUUCACAUAUUUUCUUUUUUUUUAAUAUUGUUAUUUAAAAACUGUUUUAAGCUGUACCUCAUCGUAAGCAACCACAAGUUGGGAAUGACCCCUCUGAUUUCUGUCCAGUGUAUUCAGUCUUAACAGUCACACUGUGGAUGAUAAGCCUUCAGUGCAAGUUUUUGGUGUAGGCAUUCCUCUGUUAUGUUUAACUGUACUCUGGAUAUUUUUUUGUUUAAUUUCAAUACCUCUCAUGUCCUCGUGUUAAGGCCUGUGAAAUGUUUAUCAUGGGGAUGCAGCUACAACUACAGAUAUCACUAUCAUUUAAGGUACCUGCAUCCUGGACUCCCAGAUUUGUUACAUGGGUUAUGUUGGAUUUUGAUGUCUUGCUGUUCAGAUGUUGCUGUUUUGUUAUUGCAUGGUACAUUCAAUUUUUUCACACUCCUCAACAACAAAGAUGUUUUUUUUUUAUUGCUUGUAACAUUGUUGCUUGUGACCUCUUCAGAGGGAGUCCACAAUGCAUUGCCUUCAAACACUAUUGUACGUUCCAGCACUGCUGCAGUACAGUGUAAUGUCUGUAAUGCAAAAGGUGUCUGUACAAUACGACCUUUAGCCAUCUCUGCAAAGUUUUUUGCAGCUGCAUUUGAAUGCUUGCUUGUUUGAUGACAUAACAAAGAAAGAAAAAAAAAAUCCAAACUGUGACCAUACUACUACUACUACUAUUAUUACUACUAGAACUACUACAAUUCAGAUACUUCAGGGAUAGUACUGCAUCUUUGACUGCAGACUCCAGCUACAUUUGUAAGAUAUAGCAUUGUAUCGAUUUCUCUGUAUUUUGAUCAUGGGAAAAUCAAAACACUAGUUUCAUAUUUAAGCAGACAGGGGGGUACUUUUCAACGAAUAUGAAAAAGCCUUGACAAAGGCGAGGCAGCUUGAAACAAGUCUACAUUUUAGUUAGUAAACACAGUAUGUCAAAUAGUUGCAAACUUGUACAAAGAACUUAGAAGAAAAGCUCAUACCCAAAUUCACAAACUAUUUUUUAAACCAAAGCACAUUUGAAUGAUUAUGGAACCAUGUGUGGCUCUAAAUAAAAGAAACAUAUGUAUUUAUCUCAUUGUUUACAUAAACCUUUACAGUUUUACAGACCUCAGUAGAGGCUCGGCCAGGCGGGGAUGUGUUGUUAUUUUUUUUUUUUUCCCCCAUGUUUGUAUGAUUCUUCUGCUUUUCCACAGAGAAUGCUGCCAAAAUAAAACAUUAGCAUUAAAUAUGGGGUGGACUAUUGCAUUUUCAAUUAGGGGGAGGGUGUGCAAUUUGCCAGCUGGCUUUGGGGGUGACCCUGCUCCCCAGUCCUCUCUGCCCUCUGGCCUGUCUUCUGAUGGGACUGAUGGAAGGAGGGGUGGGAAGUGCAUCCUUGACAUAAUAAUCAAAAUGCAUUGUCAGUCAGGGUCUUUAGCUCAGUGUUGUCUCUGUUUACCCAAACACACUGGAGGAGCGCCUCCUCUGCCUGGGUCUGAGUCAGUGAGGUGAUGUUGUAACUCUUUGAGUAACACCCCCCGUUGUUGAACAUGGUGCAUCUCAUGAAGCAGGCAGUUUUAUCUGGAGAAUGUAGCAUUGAUUUGUUCUUUGCAUGUAAACAGGCUUAUCUGGUAGUCUUAACUGUGAAUGUUCUUGUUAUUCUGCUUUUGCGAUGUUUUGAAACUCCUUUUUGCUUGUAUUCUGUGAGUAAAGCCCCCCACCCUUUACACACACACACUCACACACACACCCGGCUGGCUGAGCCUUUGACAAAGUUGGCGCAAACACUUAUUGACAGUGUUCUUUUUUUAAAUCAAAUGUCUAUUGUCAGUGAUGAAUGUAUUUAUUUCUGGGCCUGCCCUCACCUCUUCAAAGAAUUUGCUCAAAGUGUGGGUCUGAGGUGGAGGCAGGAUCCCCUUUUUUUUCUUUUUUUUUCUUUUUGAGGAUUUCAAGCUGAGAAUCAAAAAUAAGACAUGACAUAGCCAUUAACCACAUUCUGUGAACAUUUGUGUGAGAUAAAGGAUGUAUUUAUUCCAGCUCAAAGGAAAUGGUCUAUGGAACAUCUUCUCAGUUGUAUCAGACAUUCUGUAGGGUUUUUAUUGCUUGUAAUUCACUAUGGGUGAUUUUUUUUUUUUUUUUUUUGCCCAUGCUGUCUUGAGUUCUCUCUGACUGCACACAUUGGUGGACUGAACUCUAACCCCGUGUGUGCGUGCGUCUGUGGGCGCAGGCGGGACACUGCCUGUGCAAAGCGGGGCUACUGUAUCUUUUUAAGCUUGCUCUCCCUGGGUGUUGCCAUGCUGCUGACUCUUAAAAAAAAAACAUUUACACAGCAGAACCAUGCAUGUUUUCCAAAUUUCUCUCUAAUGUUCUCAUUUAAUCUUUUAUCUCAUAUCAUAAACCACUUUGCCAUUUUUUUCCAUAUCUUAUACACAUGUCGUUUUUGUCUUUACUGUUAGUUCCGCAUCGGAGCGUUUUAGAAACAUGGAUGAGAUAGCUUUACUAAGUGCACUUUGUAUGUUUUUCAACGCCUGUGGGAGGACCUGAGUGCUUCAGAUUUUUUAACUUGCAUUUUACUUUCCAUUCUUCUCAUCUUACCUCAUUAUUUUUUGUGUUUGGGAAAAUUUCCAUAUCAUUAUGCAGUGUUAGAAAAGCUUUAAACCUUCUUAGAUGGAGACCCCUCCAUGAGCUUGUGCUUGGACCAGUCCUUUUCAAAUUCUUACUUCCUCCAUCUUUUUUCUGGGCAUUUUGUACCGAAGAGGGGAUGGUCUGUCCAGCUGUUAUGAAGAUGCCCCCACCCACCCCCAAAGCCCUCAUAGCAGACUGAACCAAAGCCAGUUUUAAAAUGGCCUCCAGUGCCAUUAAACCCUGUCUAAGCUUUAUUGUCCCUUGCUUUAUCUCAGAUACACCUGACCCCUGCUUUAGCCCUUUGGCCCCCAGUAAUCUUUGUGUUCAUGCGGAGGGGCCUGUACUCUGUUCCUUUGCAUUUUUCAGUAUUUGCUUGACAUUUUUUUUUGCAUUAGCGACUAAUAAACAUAAAACACCAAAUUACCUCAAAAUAUUCAGUGUUUACAGAAAUGUGCUGUCUUGCCAUGACAUAAAUCGUUUUUUGCCGUCCAUCUGUAACAAAAAUGUCUUUUUGGAAGAGUUUAUAGCAGCUUAUUUUCAUACAAACCUUUUUAUUUACAUAUCUUUAUGAAAUUUUAAAGUCAUCGUGUCACCUUGAUGUGCAUUACCGGACAGACAUGAUUAGCUGCUAAAAAACAGAGUACUUGAAGAGUUGAUUAGUGGAACUGCUCAUGAAGUGAGUGUAUUGAGCUUCCUCUCUGGUUUUCUUCAAGAACAGCCUCUCAAUAAUGUAUCAGGAUGUAUGGGCUGAGGGGCUCUGAAAUGGACAUGUAGGGUCUUUGGUGAUGAAUAAUUAAAGGCCAAGAGGCACCUCCCCCUUGGCAAACACACUUUGCAUGCAAAGGUGUACACACCCAGGUGCACUUUUUCUGCAUAAACCUCCACUAAUGCAAACACAGAUGCCACUGUCUAGACUGCAAACACACCAAUAUUUAGGGAGAGGUUUCCUGACCCUUGUUGUGGCUUUUGGCAGCACCCAGGCUGGGCUCUCUCUUUAUCUCCACUCUUCAGAGAGCUCGUAUUCAGGUCGGAGCCACUGCCGUGCGUAGCGAUGGGGCUCUCAAACUCUAAAAGUGUCAUAAAAGUGUAAUACAGCUGACCUCGGCACUCACAACCUUGCAGUCUUAAUGUACAGCAGUGAGGAAAAAUAAACUGUUAUUUUAUGAUCUUUUCAUUAAAAGCUUGAUUGAACACCAA